AUGGCUACGAACAGCCCGGUAAGUUCGAUUCAGGCUGCCGCUUCGUCGGGCCAGAAGGGAAAACAAAAUGGCACGUUCACGAUUUCGUGCGACAUACUGGAUGACCUCGCGAGUCGCUUCAUCAUCAACGUGCCGGUGCAGGAGCGAGAGAAUCUGAUCCGUAUCUGCUUCCAAAUGGAGCUAGCGCAUUGGUUCUACCUGGAUUUCUAUUGUUCCGAGCACAAGCAAAAGUGCGGCAUCAAGCAAUUCGCGCAGCAGAUGUUCAAGCAUGUCCCGUUCCUACAACCGCACUGGCCACAUGUAGACAAUGUGCUGGAGAACUGGAAGCAGUAUAAGGUGACCGUACCGACGUGUGGGGCAAUUCUGCUGUCAGAGGACCUAAAGCAUGUGCUGCUGGUGCAGUCGUUCUGGGCGAAAUCGUCCUGGGGCUUCCCGAAGGGCAAAAUCAACGAAAAUGAAGAACCGAUGAAGUGCGCCAUCCGCGAGGUGUACGAGGAGACGGGCUACGACAUCGGCAAGCUUAUCGUUCCGACGGAGUACAUCGAGCUGGUCAUAAACUAUCAGUUCACGCGGCUGUACCUGGUCUCGGGUGUACCGUUGACGACGGUAUUCGAGCCGAAAACGCGUAACGAAAUCAAAUGCUGCGAGUGGUUCCCUGUUGAUUCGCUCCCGGUGUCCAAGCACGACAGUGUCGUGAAAGACAACCAAAACCUGACCGGAAAUUCGUUUUUUAUGAUACUGCCGUUCGUGAAGCGCCUGAAGAAAUGGCUCGAGACGUACCAGAAAGGAAAGCCAACCAACAAGGGCAAGGGCGCGACAAAUGUGCAAGCAAGCAAUUCUCCUGUGUUUGGCCGCGAGUCGGCUGGAAAGCAGAAGAUCUUUUUCGAAAACAAUCUCGUUGCAGCCGGAGGCAGUGGCAGCAAGAACGCCAACAAUAAUGUACAUCAACAACAGGCGCAGAAGCAAAGGCAGCGGCACAAAUCGAUGGGAGAACUCGAGCCGCAACAGCAGCAGCAGCAGCAGUCGGGAGGUACUCGUGGGAAAAACAACACCGCAACACCAAACGCUAACCAGCAGCCGGUGAUAUUGACCCAGCAGUUUUACAAAAGCAGUCCCAACUAUGCCGCGCAGCAGCUGCAGCAGCCGGCUCGGGAGGAUUCCAACCGAUCGCAGCGAGCGGCCAGCGUUACGAAUGAGAGCUACUUGGACUUUUCCCUCGGUGUCGGGGAUGGAUCGUCCGCGGUGAAGAAGAAGCCGAACAAGAGCAAACAGGACCUCCAGUGUGUGCCGGGGCUGGUGCCGUUGGCUCUAGUGACCGGGGCUAUGAUGGAGCGGCCGGGCAAGAGCCAAACGAAGAGGAAACUCUUCGAUAACUUACCAGCGAGCGAGGAGCAACCGGCGAACAUCUCUGGCAGCGAUCGUUUACCGGUGGAGGGCGAUUCGUUAGAUGACUAUAACGAGGUCCAGGCGUGGGUUGGUUUCCGAUUAGAUUAUAGUAAGUUUUUAUAG
Molecule: messenger RNA, 1509 nt
Organism: Anopheles nili
Lineage: Eukaryota; Metazoa; Arthropoda; Insecta; Diptera; Culicidae
Gene: DCP2
Product: m7GpppN-mRNA hydrolase
Exons: 2
Coding region: 1-1509 (502 amino acids)
Biological process (GO): nuclear-transcribed mRNA catabolic process, nonsense-mediated decay; deadenylation-dependent decapping of nuclear-transcribed mRNA
Cellular component (GO): cytoplasm; P-body
Molecular function (GO): manganese ion binding; RNA binding; 5'-(N(7)-methylguanosine 5'-triphospho)-[mRNA] hydrolase activity
Source: RefSeq, a predicted model, not a curated record